Molecule: messenger RNA, 5446 nt
Organism: Pelodiscus sinensis (Chinese soft-shelled turtle)
Lineage: Eukaryota; Metazoa; Chordata; Testudines; Trionychidae
Source: RefSeq, a predicted model, not a curated record
CCUCACAUGUCCUAGGAGAGCAUUUGCACCCCCUCAGCCUAGCACAGGAUGGACCCCCUGCCUCUGCUCUUCUACUUUUGCACAGUGCUGGCCCCCAGCCGUGGAUUCAGCGUGGAUGUGGAGGGACCCACCACCUUCCAGGAGGCAGCCGUGGGGUUCGGGCAGAGCGUGGUGCAGCUUGGGAAUUCCAGCACUGGGGGGUUGAUUAUUGGGGCCCCACUGCAGAUUGGAAAUGUGAAUGAAACCGGCAAAGUCUACAACUGUGACGUGCGCUCCAAAAGCUGCCAGGAGAUCCCCAUCCAGAGUAGGGCCUCUGCGCUGUGGGGGCCCACUGAUGCCACGAACAUGUCUCUUGGUUUAUCUCUGGCUGCCCGAGGUUCCCAGUUCCUGGCCUGCGGCCCCACAGUGCACCGGGCCUGCGGGGAGAACAUGCACCUCAAUGGCUACUGCUUCCUCCUGGACCAGAGCCUCCAGCAACUCCAGCGCAUCCCGGACACCCAGCCAGAGUGCCCGAAACAUAUCACGGACAUUGUGCUCCUCAUCGACGGCUCGAGCAGCAUCCUAACUGAGGACUUUAGAAAGAUGAAGACGUUUCUCUCUGAGAUCAUGAAGCAUUUCUAUGGCACUGACACGCAGUUCGCGCUCAGGCAGUACUCCAAUAAAUUUAAAGAGCACUUUGAUUUCACGGAGUACAGGAGUAAUCGUGACCCGGAUGAUCUUGUCCAGGGAGUUAAGCAGCUUCAUGGAACAACGCACACAGCCACCGCCAUCUGGAGAGUGGUGCGGGAACUGUUCACUUCUUGGAAAGGUGCUCGGGAGGAGGCCACCAAGAUUCUCAUUGUGAUCACAGAUGGGCAGAAAUUUGGAGACCCGCGUAAUUAUUCAGACGUUAUUCCCGAGGCGGAGAAAGCUGGGAUCAUUCGCUAUGCCAUCGGGGUUGGCCGGGCCUUCUCCAGUUAUGCUGCCCAACAGGAGCUCCGAGAGAUCGCCUCUGCUCCCGCCGACCAGCACGUCUUCUGGGUGGACAAUUUCGACGCCCUCCAGGGCAUCCAGAGCCAGUUGCAGGAGAAGAUCUUCCCCAUCGAAGGCACCCAGUCCCAGAGUGGCAGCUCAUUCCAGCUGGAGAUGUCUCAGGAGGGGUUCAGCUCCCUGCUGUCCCUGGAUGGCCCUGUGCUGGGAGCAGUGGGGGCCUAUGAUUGGUCCGGUGGGAUUUACCUGUAUGGAAAUAGCGGAAAGCCGAGCUUCAUCAACAUAUCCAGAACCUCCAGGGACAUGAAUGAUGCUUAUCUUGGUUAUUCAUCUCAGGUUGUCACAGCCAAUGGGCAGAGCAGAUAUGUGGUCGGGGCCCCUCGCUACCAACACACUGGCAAAGUUGUCCUGUUCGGCCGAGAUACCAAGAGUGGGGAAUGGGCAUUCAGAUCGGAGGUGAUGGGAGAGCAGAUUGGCUCAUAUUUUGGGGGCACACUGUGCGCUGUGGACCUGAACAGUGAUGAGAACACAGACCUGAUUCUGAUUGGAGCCCCCAUGUACCACACACCUUCGACCGGAGGCCGGGUCUGUGUCUGCCUGAUUAACUGGCCGGGGGCGACGCUGAUCUGCAGCAAGACUUUGCAGGGGCAGGUGGGGCAGGUGUCUGGGCGCUUCGGGGCCAGCAUGUCUGAAAUCGGGGACAUCAGCGGGGACGGACAGACGGACGUGGCCAUCGGGGCCCCCAUGGAGGACAACAACCACGGAGCCUUGUACAUCUUCCAUGGGGAAAAGGGAGGCCUCAGUCCCCGGUACAGACAGCGCAUAGGGGGGGCGCAGUUCCCCAGCAGGCUGCACUACUUUGGCCAGGCCGUCAGUGGCGGGACAGACCUGACGGGGGAUGGGCUGCCGGACAUCGCGGUGGGAGCACAAGGGCAGGUCCUGCUGCUGAGGUCCAGACCAGUGCUCAGAGUUGGAAUCACCAUCAAUUUCCAGCCCACUAUGAUUCCCACCUCAGCCAUCAACUGCCAGGAGCAGGAGCAACUCAGCACGGAGGCCAGCGAGACAGAGAUCUGCUUCACCAUCACAAAGAGCACCAGGGACAACCUAGGUGACGAGAUCUUUAGCAUGAUCCAAUACAGCCUGGCCCUAGACCCUGGGCGGAUGAAGAUCCGAGCUGGCUUUGGCUCCACUGGCCCCGUCCUGAGUGGGGACCUCCGUCUGGGCAUUGAGACGAAAUGUGAGAAGCACCAGAUAAUGUUAUGAGCUGGCUUCGGCUCCACUGGCCCCGUCCUGAGCGGGGACCUCCGUCUGGGCAUUGAGAUGAAAUGUGAGAAGCACCAGAUAAUGUUACUGUUCUGCCCUGAGGACACCCUGGCACCCAUCACCCUGCGCCUCAAUUACACCCUCACGGGGGAGCCCAUUGCUGCCACUGGCCUCAAACCCAUCCUGAGUGAGGACUCUGCGCUGGUGUCUGCAGGCUUGGUAAGGUGCCAGAGCCCAAUCACAGAAAGAGGUGGAGUUCUUACUAUGCAUGAAGCAAAUAAAAGCAGAAAGGGAGGCGAGGCUAGCACAAGUGGAAGCGGAAAAACAGGUGAGGCUAGCAGAAAUAGAGGCCGAGGUGAAGCGUGCACAAGUGAAGGCCAAGGCAAGGCUAGCAGAAUUAGAGGCACAGAUGAGCUCCCUUUUCAGAAGGAUUGUGGCACAGAUGGCCGCUGUGAUGACCAGCUAGAAAUCUCCUUCAAUUUCUCUGGUUUGAGCACCCUGGUGGUGGGGGUGAUGCCUGAAUUCAACAUCACCGUGUCCAUCCAGAACCAUGGGGAAAAUUCCUACAGCACCACAGUGCGGUUCUUCUAUCCGGCCGCGCUGUCCUACCGCCGGGUCCUGCUGCUACAGGUCUGGAGCGGAGCCGAGGCCGUCUUCAUCGCCACCUUCGACGUCUCCUCUGAGGCCGACCUGGGGGACAGGCUGCAGAUCACGGCCAGCGCCAGCAGUGACAACGGCGGCCCUGUCACUGAGCGCAUGGUUCACCAGGCGGAGCUUCCGGUCAAGUACGGCAUCUUCAUCAUCCUCAGCAGCCUCGAGGAGUCGACCAAGUACGUCAACUUCUCCGCCAAGGCGGCAGAGACAAGCGCGCCAGUGACACAUCAGUACGAGGUGAAGAACCUGCGGCAGCGAAGCGUCCCCCUGUCGGUCACGUUCCAGUUCCCCGUGGAGCUGAGCGGGGUCCGUGUGUGGGACGCCUCUGAGGUCGUCCCCUCCAAGCCCCAGCUGGCUCAGUGCAUCAGUGAGGUGGGAACACCUGGUUCUAAGGACUUUGUGAAGCAGAUGAGCGAGCGCCCCCUGCUGAACUGCUCCGUGGCCACCUGUAAGAAGAUCCGGUGCACAAUCGCCUCCCUGGAAAUGCAGCAGCCACUGGAGUUCAUGAUCAAAGGGAACGUCAGCUUCCAGUGGGUCUCUCAGACUCUGCAGCAGAAAGUGACCCUGGUGAGCGAGGCCUGGAUUGAAUACGAGGAGAAGAAAUACACCCAGAAGGAGGGAUUUGUCCAGCGCCAGGUGCAGACGAUGGUGCAGCAGCUCGUGGUCUAUAACUACCUGCCCAUCAUUGUGGGCAGCAGCGUGGGAGGCCUGGUCCUGCUGGCUCUCAUCACUGCAGCCCUCUACAAGUUUGGCUUCUUCAAGCGCCAGUACAAGGAGAUGAUGGACACUCUGGAGGACGAGGGGGCUGGCCCGACCCAGAGCGCCACUGAUGGCAACUCCCCUGCUUCUGAUGUCUCCGCACAAUAGCCCGCCAUGCACCCAUUCCCCCUGGCUUUGCUUCCCGCUGGGCUGCUCCAGCUCCACCCUACCCUCUUGCAUUUGUCACCUUCAAGAUACAGAAAGACUGAUCACUGCCUACCCUCCCACCAGCCAAUCAUGUCCUGGUGCCAACUCAAGCUAAUCAAUACUCAGAUUAGACUUGGCCGGAUAGUUACCUUCCUAUAAUUUUGAAGGAAGACACAAGUUAGUUCAUAGGCUUUUUUUUGUUGAGUUCUAUUGAUUUAAAUUGUGAUGUGGAAAAUUAUAAGUUUUAAGCAUUUCCCCCCCAUUUUUUAUCAAUUUCAAUGAUCACGGUUGUGGGAAUUUGUAUGUUUCAGGGGCCACGCGAUAUGUGAUGAUCAGGCAAUUAUUUAAUGGCAGUAGAGGUUGAGAUUCAAAAAGUUAAAGCUUUAUAACUGUGCUUGGAAGGACUGGAUUUUUAUUGGUAAAAGCUGAGUUCAUUGUACACAUAGAAACUGGUGGCAAAAUAUUUCCAUCCGUAAUAAUCAAAAUUUCCUGCUUGAAAGUGUAUUAGAGCUUGAUUUAAGGCUCUUGUGUUUGUAUAUUUUGACCUGUGAUGCUAAUAAUUUGUGUUUGAACAAUUAUAAUUUGACUUACUGCAAUGAAAACAUUGAUUUUAAUAUUAGGGUUUGAUUCCAUCUGUGAUUUUCAGUAACUGAAAAUUUAAAUUAAGAAAAAUAGAAAGCAUGCUUGAAUGGACAGCGAUCAAUUGUUGCUGUGUUAGGAUUUAGCACUGGUAAUGAGACACUGAAUGAGAUUAUUUUGAAUGACAUGUGCCUGGUUAAGGUACAAUGUCACUGGCAUUAACAGGGUAUUUGUUUACUCAAUUUGAGUUCUAUGCAAUUUAUUACUUUUUGUUUACCAAUUUGUUCUUUUCUUGCUUUCAUGUUGCUUGCUGCCAUUUGUUUGGUGAUUUUUACCUAUGUGUUGGUUAAACAGUUUAGCAAUGUAACGCACAUUAUACAUGGUGUACAGCAAUAAUACAAUACAGCAGUAAUAGAGUGCUAUAGCAAUAACACAGUCGAUUUUACAUAUAGCCAUGUUUAAGUUAACUAACAGUAAUUUCUAACAAAUUGCUCAUAGAUGGUAGAUCAAGGUGAACAAUCUCUUGUUUAUAAAACACUUCAUUUUUCUUGUCUUGAUUCUUGGACAUUUCUUCACCGUAUACUGCUAUUUUCUGGUGUGUUUUAUGUUGUGAUAUUGUCUGGUGUUUCUGGUCUGUGGUAGCGAUGUGAAUGACUACUCGACUAGUCAAUUCUCUCCCCUUUGCUGCCUCAAUCAGAAAAAGGCAGGAGGGGAAGGGUGUGGAAAGAGGAGGGGGUGCUUCAAAGCAGCAGUGCCGCAUGGAGCCUGGGGUCAGCUGGGGAAUGACCUCAGGCUUCAUGCAGUACUGCCACUCUGAAAUGCUGCAAGGAGCACUGGCUUGCUUCCGCCACUGACCUCGUGUUUCCAGCAGUGUUUUCACCUUUGACGUGUAGGAAUAGCCCUGGGUGGAGGACACUUCAAAGGUGGAGGCGCUCUUAUUGACUAAUCGAAUAUGCAAAUUGAAUUAACUAUUUGAUUAGCCGAUUAAUCUAAAUUUAACAUCCCUAGUCUGUGGGAUGAAACCUUAAACAGUUUAAGUUAGUUAACAUAAUCUAGGUUUUUUGUUUGUUUGUUU